This is a messenger RNA of Scomber scombrus (Atlantic mackerel), 973 nucleotides long. RefSeq lists its product as uncharacterized. Lineage: Eukaryota; Metazoa; Chordata; Actinopteri; Scombriformes; Scombridae. Gene Ontology annotation, biological process: regulation of apoptotic process. The record is from RefSeq and is a predicted model, not a curated record. The coding region runs from base 143 to 973 and encodes 276 amino acids. The transcript is spliced from 5 exons.
UGUCCAGUGGGAUGAAAACCUUAUUCAGUCAGCUGGAAAGAGACCUGCAGGUCCACUAUUUGACAUCAAGUGUUCAGAAGAAGCUGUCUCUAAGCUGCACCUCCGACACUGUGAAAAACAACCUGCAUCGCUCUCUGACCUCAUGUCUGUUGUUCACAUCACUGACAAUGGAAUGAGCCUCCUUGAGCCGCUGGAGAUUACAGACACUCACGUGGUUGUGGAUGUCCCUCACCUCUCAGCCUGGGGUUUGGUAUGGGAUAUCAAAAGGUUUUUCAGCCCAGAUCCAAAACCAAUAUGUGGUCAAGUUCUGCUGUUUCAUCGACCAACGUAUAAGGGGCAACGUCCAAAACUCAACGUGUUUCUACUGCCAGAAAAUGUGCUAGUGCAGGAGGUGAAGGAACAACAAGAAAAAGCUGAGUAUAUUGAUGUCCCUUCCUCCUGUGACCUCAUUGAAGGCCAAACCUACAGUCUGGAAUGUUCUGAGGUAUAUAAAGUGCAGCCUCCGUGUGCGCGAUUUAACUUAAAGUAUGGACCAAAUUACCACAAAACGUUUGAGAUUCGACUGACUCCGAGCACAGAUGACGUGACUGUGACAGUCCAAGACCAAGAGAAGAAACAAGUCUGGGAGUAUGAUGUUGAACUACCUGGUAAAGAAGGUUCUGGCCCAAGAAGGGAAAAUCUACAAGGUAUUGAGACCCUUCCAAGGGAUGAAGAAAAGAGGCUGUUCUCAGUUCGGACAGAGUUUAUUAACCGAGUGUCCAGUUCUGUUCUUAAAGACCUGCUGGAUGCACUUCUACAACACGGGGUCAUCAACAAAGGGGAAAUGGAUUCGAUCCAAGUAAUGCCCAGGGCAGACAAAGCACGAGAGCUGAUUGACACUGUGCUGAGAAAGGGCAAAAAGGCCUCUAAAAUUCUGAUGGAUACCUUCUCUGAGGUAGAUCCAUUUGUUUAUGCAACUCUGCAGUUACAAUGA